AAUUAGCUCCUGAGUGAAUGCUUGGCAUAUGUGGAAGUGAGCCGGUACACAAUUAGCUUAUUGUUCCUUCCAGCUUUCUGCUGAGAGGAUCUGAAGGGCUGCUGAAGAGAGGGGAGAGGGGGAAAAAAAAAAAGAAAAUAGCCAAGCAGUGGCAUCUCUGUGGAUGUGGAGUACGGGAGUCGCUGGGCUGGCGCAGAUUCCCGGGCUAAGUCGGGAGUUACAGCUGUUCCUGCCGAGCUCCAGCCUGGCCGCGGCGACGGCGCCGGGGCACAGCACAGACCCAGCUCCAGCUCCCGGCUCUUCUCUCCUUGGCCUCAACCUCAGCAUCGCCAUGGAGCCCAACAGCCCCAAAAAAAUACAGUUUGCUGUGCCCCUGUUUCAGAGCCAAAUAGACCCUGAGGCAGCUGAGCAGAUCAGGAAAAGAAGACCGACGCCAGCAUCACUCGUCAUCAUGAAUGAACACAUGCCCCCAGAAAAAGAUGAGAAGAGAACGAACAUCUCACAGGCAGAGUCGCAGAGCGCCUCUCCCAAGCAGAGGAAGCAGAGCGUCUUCACCCCUCCUGCCCUCAAAGAUAUUUCUUUCCUAACCUGCCUCACUAGCGUUGAAUUCCAUGCUGGGAUUAAGCAUCUGAAGAGUCAGAGCGAGUCAGUGUUUCCAGAAGAAGAAGAGGGGCUCGGCGAGCGGGAAGAGGAGUGGGGCCAUUAGCCAGCGCGGAGCCGCCCGGAGCCCGGCCCGGCCCCGCCGGGUCCUGCCCCGCCCGGCAGGGCCCGGGGGCUCCACAGGCGCUGCACACGGGUCCUGCCACCCUUCCUCCCGGAGACAAAACUGUUAUUUUAAACUCGUUUUUUUUUCUUUUAUUUUCUAUGACUUAGAAAUGUAAUUUGCAAAUGUGUUAGCUCCCUGAGGUCAGUACU
This is a messenger RNA of Camarhynchus parvulus, 915 nucleotides long. It is a transcript of the gene PPP1R1C, whose product is annotated as protein phosphatase 1 regulatory inhibitor subunit 1C. The coding region runs from base 164 to 706 and encodes 180 amino acids. Gene Ontology annotation, biological process: intracellular signal transduction. The transcript has 6 exons. Gene Ontology annotation, cellular component: cytoplasm. The record is from RefSeq and is a predicted model, not a curated record. Gene Ontology annotation, molecular function: protein phosphatase inhibitor activity. NCBI's taxonomy places the organism in Eukaryota, Metazoa, Chordata, Aves, Passeriformes, Thraupidae.